AUGCCUGAGCCAGGACCGUCGUCUGCGCCAAAGCUCUCGUUCGGUCUCAAGCCUGUUGCGACCCCACACAAGAUUGCGACGAAGCCGACCAUCUCACCAGCUGCCGGUGCUUUCGACGACGAGAGCGCAGAGGAGAACGACGAGCGGCACGAAUCGAAAUCUUCCACUGUCGGUGAUCGACGCAAAGCACGAGACAGGAACAUUCAUCUCCACGGCCUAGCACCUGUCAAAUUAGCGACGCCAGCCACGCGCACCGAGAAGAAGAAGCGACAGGAGGCAGAGCAGCUCGAUGCUUCCAUCUUUGACUAUGACGGUGUCUACGAUACCAUCAAGGAUGCAGAGCGCAAAGUCAAGCAAGCCAAGUUAGCCCAAGAUGCUGACAAGAAGCCCAAAUAUGUCGAUGGCAUCCUCGAAUCGGCGGAGCUGCGCAAACGCGACCGGUUGCGGGCCGAGGCGCGUACGAUUCAGAAGCAGCGUCAAGCAGAAGGUGACGAAUUUGCAGACAAGGAGUCGUUCGUGACCAACGCGUAUAAGGAACAGCAAGCUGAGCUCGCCAAAGCGGAAGAGCAGCGGGACAAGGAGGAGGAAAAGGAACGUUCAACGAGCAAAGGAAUGGGCUCCUUCUACCGUGAUAUGCUCAGCGAGAACAACGCAGCAAGGGACGCAGCCAUCGCCGCAUCGCUGGCCCAAAAGUCCUCCGCACCGUCUGGGUCCGAAGCUUCACCGAGGCAGGAAGAGCGCGAGAGGACUGAUGUGGACUUGGCCGACGAAGCACGGCAAAGAGGCCUCGCGGUGGAACUCAACGACGACAACCAGAUCGUCGACAAGCGCUCGCUGCUGACUACAGGUCUCAACAUCGUAUCCAAGCGCCAAAGAAACACCAGAGACGAGUCUGCUGCCUCUUCAGAUCGAGACAGCCGCGAGUCGAGGAGGGAGCGCGACCAGAGACGUCAAGAAGAGUACGAAGCCCGCAUGAAUCGGGAUGCGCAGCGGUCACGGCAGAGCGCACUCAUUGAGGAGCAGAUGCUCGAGCGCGAAAGAAAGCGCGCGCUGGAAGAGGAGGAGGAGCAGCGACGUGAGAAGAGCAAGAUCGACGCCAAGCGCAACGACGAUGAUUCCAUCUCGCAGGCCAAGCAGAGGUAUCUGGAGCGCAAAAAGCAGCGAUUGGCAGCUGAAAAUGCGUCGUCGUCUUGA
Pseudozyma hubeiensis SY62 is the source of this 1194-nucleotide messenger RNA. RefSeq lists its product as hypothetical. The coding region runs from base 1 to 1194 and encodes 397 amino acids. The transcript has a single exon. The record is from RefSeq and is a predicted model, not a curated record. Gene Ontology annotation, biological process: regulation of alternative mRNA splicing, via spliceosome. Lineage: Eukaryota; Fungi; Basidiomycota; Ustilaginomycetes; Ustilaginales; Ustilaginaceae.